Molecule: messenger RNA, 1593 nt
Organism: Cynara cardunculus var. scolymus (artichoke)
Lineage: Eukaryota; Viridiplantae; Streptophyta; Magnoliopsida; Asterales; Asteraceae
Product: heavy metal-associated isoprenylated plant protein 7-like
Exons: 5
Coding region: 246-1301 (351 amino acids)
Molecular function (GO): metal ion binding
Source: RefSeq, a predicted model, not a curated record
UUGGAUCUGAAUAUCUGAUGGGCUUCAUCAUCCUCAUACUACGAUACAGUCACGAUUACUAUACAUCUCCAACCCCCUUUUAAUCUCCUCUCCCAUACCACCCACACACAAACACACACAUAACUCUGUGUUUUGUGUGCGUGUCUGUGCCAUCCAGAUUAAAAAAAAAAAGAUUCACUCUUAAACCUUAUCAUUCUGAUAUAUAUAAACCCUGAAUCCUCUUUUGAUUUCUGAAAAAGGAGAUAAUGGGGGAGCAAGUACAAAAGCCGGAGGAGGAGAAGAAACCAGAGGUGGAAGAGAAGAAGAAGGAGGAGGAAGUGCCGAAACCUGCCGACGAUGAGAAGAAACCGGAGGAAUCAAAGGAGGCACCACCACCACCACCACCUCCGCCUCAGGAGAUUGUUUUGAGAGUUUUCAUGCAUUGUGAAGGCUGUGCCAGAAAAGUCCGGCGGUGCCUCAGAGGCUUUGAUGGAGUGGAAGAUGUUAUGACGGAUUGUAAGACGCAUAAGGUAGUAGUGAAGGGAGAAAAGGCAGAUCCGUUGAAGGUUGUUGAGAGGGUCCAGAAAAAGAGUCACCGGCAGGUUGAACUUCUUUCUCCGAUACCAAAACCGCCGGCGGAGGAGCCUGAAGCCCCCAAAGAGAAAGAGGCUCCAAAGCCAGAAGAGAAGAAAGAAGAGCCUCCUCAGGUGAUUACUGUGGUUCUGCAAGUAAACAUGCAUUGUGAAGCUUGUGCUCAAGAGAUCAGAAAACGUAUUCUCAGGAUGAAAGGGGUGGAAAGUGCAGAGCCAGAUCUAAAGCAGUCGCAAGUAUCGGUGAAAGGCACGUUUGAGGCAGCGCAGCUGGUGGAUUACGUUCACAAAAGAACCGGGAAACGUGCCGUGAUUCUGAAACAAGAUCCCGAACCCAAAAAGGAAGACGACGCCGCCGCCGACAAGGCUAAAGAAGAGAAGAAGGAAGACGAAAAGAAAGAAGAAGGCAAAGCUGAAGAGGGUGGUGAUGGAAAAGAGAAGGAGAAAGACAAGGAAGGGGAGGAGAAGAAGAAGGAAGGUGGAGGUGGCGGUGGCGGUGGCGGUGAAGAAGCCGGUGGAGGUGGCGGCGAGGAAGGCGGUGAAGGUGGAGGUGGAGGUGGUGGUGGUGAUGAUACGAAGGUGGUGGAGGUAAGAAAGAAUGAAUUCUACUAUUACCAUCCACAGAAUUACGCAGUAUACCCUCCAAGAUACACCGCAGAAUCAGGGUAUGGGUACCCACCAGCACCACAACUGUUCAGUGACGAGAACCCCAAUGCAUGCCAUGUAAUGUAAGAAGAUUGAUUCGUAUGGAGGGUGAUGAGAAGCAAGGGUAAAAUGGGAAAAGGAAAAGAAAGCAAGGAACAGCGGCAGCACAUGGCUAAGAUUGUCGUGGCGUUCAUGUGGCCCUGUCCAUCUCUGGCGGGCCGUAGUCUGCUAAGUAUAAAAGUGUCUGAAGAAAAAGUUGUAAAAUUUUGUGAGGCCUUUUGUACUUUUUUUUUUAAUUUUAUUUUUAUUUUGGAACUUAGUUUUAACCAUAGUGAUCAUGGUCAUGGUGGUUACAAAAACUAUAUAAGUAAAAUAAUAA